AUUAACCCGACCCGCCCCAUUCAUUUAUGCUAAAACCUCUCCUCUCCUCAAAGUCACGUCUGUCAUAAACCCUAAGACCCGCAAAACACCUACUUCACGUCUUCAACGAUGGGUAGCAGCCAAGCAGCAGUUUCCUUCCUUAACAACGUCGCUCGCGCAGCUUUUUGUCUUGGUGCCGCGGCCACCAUUCUCAACUCCUCUCUUUACACCGUCGAUGGAGGCCAACGCGCUGUUCUCUUUGACAGAUUCCGUGGAGUAAUUGAUACUAGCAUUGGUGAAGGGACUCAUUUCCUCAUCCCUUGGCUUCAAAAGCCAUUUAUCUUUGACAUCCGUACACGACCUCACACUUUCUCUUCUGUCUCUGGUACUAAGGAUCUUCAGAUGGUCAAUCUUACCCUCCGUGUUCUCUCUCGUCCUGAGGUGUCACGUUUGCCUCAUAUCUUUCAACGCCUUGGGCUUGAGUAUGAUGAGAAGGUGCUCCCCUCGAUCGGCAAUGAGGUGUUGAAGGCUGUGGUUGCUCAGUUCAAUGCUGAUCAGCUCCUCACUGAGCGUCCUCAGGUGUCAGCUCUGGUCCGUGAUGCACUCAUCAAGCGUGCAAGGGACUUCGACAUAGUGAUGGAUGAUGUGGCUAUUACCCACUUGUCUUAUGGAGUGGAGUUCUCAAGGGCUGUAGAGCAGAAACAGGUUGCGCAGCAAGAGGCAGAGAGGUCCAAGUUUGUUGUCAUGAAGGCUGACCAGGAGAGAAGGGCUGCAAUUAUCAGGGCAGAAGGUGAGAGUGAUGCUGCUAAGCUGAUCUCUGAGGCAACAACAAAAGCUGGUAUGGGGCUCAUUGAAUUGAGAAGGAUUGAAGCAUCAAGGGAAAUCGCUUCAACUCUGGCUAAGUCACCCAAUGUGGCAUACCUUCCUGGUGGUAACAACAUGCUUCUGGCACUGAAUGCAAACCGGUGAAUAGGGAAUAAUUCUGUAUUUUGACGGCCUUUUUCCUAAUGGCCCCAGUUGUCAUAUCGCAAUCAGGAUAGCCUUCUGUUAUGAUAUGAAUAAGAGGAAAUGAUUUAAAAUUUGACAAAAUUCUAAAUAAUAUUGUUUACCGCCUUAGCUAGUGGAUAACACUGACUCCUACUUUUCAGCACACAAUCCCUUUUAGUCUGCAACAAUAGGUAUUUGUCUUGUUUUCCUUCGUGUCUAAGUUCAUGUACACAGGUACUCAAGAAGGUAGAUUGAUUCUGUGUUAUCUAAAUCGAGUCAAUUGACAAGUAGUGUGCUGGAGGGCUCGAUUGCACUUAACCAGCACGCCAUUCUCAGAUCUUUAGUUGAAGUGAAAUUAAGUGACGUGAUUUGAUGUCAAUUUACUGAGCUUGAAAAAUAUCAACCAGUUGAAACGAAAUUGCAUGAAUGGCACUUGGUUUCUUCCUUUUGAAUCA
Messenger RNA from Populus euphratica (Euphrates poplar), 1421 nucleotides. Its product is annotated as prohibitin-3, mitochondrial. Gene Ontology annotation, biological process: mitochondrion organization. Bases 109 to 948 code for a protein of 279 amino acids. Gene Ontology annotation, cellular component: membrane; mitochondrion. Lineage: Eukaryota; Viridiplantae; Streptophyta; Magnoliopsida; Malpighiales; Salicaceae. The transcript is spliced from 3 exons. The record is from RefSeq and is a predicted model, not a curated record.